UCCAUCUGAUGAUACAAUAAAGAAGUAUGUCUGGGAUACGCUUAAAUCUGGUCAAGUUGUUCCAGGAUAUGGACAUGCUGUCCUUCGUAAGACUGAUCCACGCUACAUGGCCCAGCGAGAGUUCUGUUUACGACACUUACCCAACGACCCACUUUUCAGGAUCGUGUCUCAACUUUAUAAUAUUGUACCUGGAGUAUUAGCUGAACACGGAAAGACCAAGAACCCGUGGCCGAACGUUGAUGCUCAUUCUGGGGUUGUAUUACGACAUUUUGGUUUGGUUGAGCAAAACUUUUACACUGUAUUAUUUGGUGUAUCGAGAUGUUUGGGUGUUAUGCCACAAUUAAUCUGGGAUCGAGCUUUGGGAUUCCCGAUAGAACGGCCAAAGUCUUACUCGACUGAGAUGAUCAAGAAUAUGUUUGAAGAACAAUCGUCUUAA
Messenger RNA from Paraglomus brasilianum, 436 nucleotides. The record is from the annotation of a GenBank genome assembly. Lineage: Eukaryota; Fungi; Glomeromycota; Glomeromycetes; Paraglomerales; Paraglomeraceae.